Molecule: messenger RNA, 1024 nt
Organism: Aplosporella prunicola CBS 121167
Lineage: Eukaryota; Fungi; Ascomycota; Dothideomycetes; Botryosphaeriales; Aplosporellaceae
Exons: 1
Coding region: 190-711 (173 amino acids)
Source: RefSeq, a predicted model, not a curated record
CAGUAGAUCGCCGAGCCCUGAUUCGACUCGGGCCAGCUGUCAACCCAGGCUUGCGGGUUGGCGAUUCGGCUUGCUCCCCCCGUCCAUAGUAGCGUUGCACGCACCCCAUCCAUCUCUCGUCACAUUUUUUUCUUCUUUUCUUUUUUUUUCUUCAUCUCCCUGACUCGGGCGCGCCUGCCGCCUCACGGAAUGCCCUUUCAUUUCAAAUCCCGCCUGCCAGAUCGGGCUCGCGGAGCAUUUGCGACGCCCCAGAAGGAUUGUUCCAGAUCUUGCGGAGCGGGAGGCACAACGGACGGUGGAGAAGACUCCCUCUUCGUCGCACCCAACCUUCUGGAACCCCAGCAACAUCCGCGUCGAGGCGACAGGCUACAGCGACCGGCCGCGCAAAGGGGGGAGGGGGCCGGAAGCGCUAGCGAGCACCUGCAUUAUUCUCUCCAAAGCCCGCCACAGCUGACGUCGCUGUCAUCCGCGUCUCAACUUUAUUCCGCCAACCCUGCGCCAAAUGCGCGGCAUCCAAAGCGGCCAUCGGGGCGUCGCCAAAAAAAGAUAAACGCAGAGUCAUGCAGCCAAAAAGCCGCCUCACAGCUCUCGGGGAUCAUGAUCCUGAUCUUACGACGGAACAUAACCCACGAGCCACCUGUUCCUCGAGCGCGCGACGGUCCGAGGACCGAGACUCCCCUCUUCCCGCCGGAUGAUCGUUGUGCGUGCUGACUGACGAGAUUGAGAUCCUUCAUGUCUGUCUCCCCCAGCCAGGAGAGAGGUCCACUGCACUUGGGGGUCGUAUCCGCCAGGACGCAGGGGGGAGGGGUCAUGUUGCAAAACGCGAUGCUGCGAUGUGGACAUUGCUCCUCUAGGUUGUUAUUGCCCCGAGGAAGAAGAGACAGGCACAUGAAAAUACCAAGAGACCGUAUUCAACCAAGGCGCCCUCGCUAACGUCCAAUAGAACAGGACCAGAAAGGCAAACGAGCAAAACAAGACCCCUCCCUCCCCCCUCGAGCUCAUCUCGCAACGCCCUGGUUGCUUU